Messenger RNA from Protobothrops mucrosquamatus (brown spotted pit viper), 2792 nucleotides. RefSeq names its product calcium-activated potassium channel subunit alpha-1. Gene Ontology annotation, cellular component: postsynaptic membrane. NCBI's taxonomy places the organism in Eukaryota, Metazoa, Chordata, Lepidosauria, Squamata, Viperidae. Gene Ontology annotation, molecular function: large conductance calcium-activated potassium channel activity. Gene Ontology annotation, biological process: transmembrane transport; potassium ion transport. Bases 1 to 2238 code for a protein of 745 amino acids. The transcript is spliced from 25 exons. The record is from RefSeq and is a predicted model, not a curated record.
AUGGGAGCUAGCCGAUACAAAAUAAUUUUGUCUCCGCCAAAAGAUUCAAACCUGCAAGGCUCUGGAUGUAGCAGUCCAUUUGCUGUUGGUAUAAUUGCUGCAACUCUCUAUAAGGAAGUAUGCUCAAGAAGAAAUAGAGAGAGCAAGAGAGAAAUAAGGCUUAUUGUAAACCAUGGGUUGGACUCCUCCUCUUCUUCCUCCUCCACCUCCACCUCCUCCACCACCACCUCCUCCUCCUCCUCCUCCCCCCUAUAUUUAGGCAUUAAGACAGUGGAAGAACAUGAUGGUUGCUAUGUCCAUUUAGGGAAGAAAAUGGGCCCCAAUCUUUUUAAUUUUGUCUAUGCACAGAGACAUAGAAGGCCAUAUAAAUACCUGGCUACAUUUAUCUCAGAGUUUGCAGAUGAGGCCCAGAAGAUAACUAGCAAUGUGGAGCCCCUGGCAGAUGGGGAUUUGAAAGGCACAGAAGAAAAAGAAGAAACGGUGGCGGUAGAAGUCGGCUGGAUGACCUCUGUGAAAGACUGGGCAGGGGUGAUGAUUUCAGCCCAGACCUUAACCGGCAGAGUUCUUGUUGUUUUAGUCUUUGCUCUUAGCAUUGGUGCUCUUGUAAUAUACUUCAUAGAUUCGUCAAACCCAAUAGAAUCUUGCCAGAAUUUCUACAAAGAUUUCACGUUACAGAUAGACAUGGCUUUUAAUGUGUUCUUCCUGCUCUACUUCGGCUUGCGGUUCAUAGCAGCCAACGACAAACUCUGGUUUUGGCUGGAAGUGAACUCCGUGGUUGAUUUUUUCACCGUUCCUCCCGUGUUCGUUUCGGUGUAUUUAAAUAGGAGUUGGCUAGGUUUAAGAUUUUUGCGCGCUCUUAGGCUGAUUCAGUUCUCAGAAAUCUUACAGUUCCUGAAUAUUCUUAAAACAAGUAAUUCCAUCAAGUUAGUGAACUUGUGCUCGAUAUUUAUUAGCACGUGGCUGACAGCAGCUGGAUUUAUACAUUUGGUGGAGAACUCAGGGGAUCCAUGGGAAAACUUCCAAAAUAACCAACCACUUACAUAUUGGGAAUGUGUUUAUUUGCUCAUGGUUACUAUGUCCACCGUUGGCUACGGAGAUGUUUAUGCAAAAACAACCCUGGGCCGCCUUUUUAUGGUUUUCUUCAUCCUCGGGGGAUUGGCCAUGUUUGCCAGUUACGUCCCUGAAAUCAUAGAGUUAAUAGGAAACCGCAAGAAAUAUGGUGGGUCCUAUAGCGCGGUUAGUGGAAGAAAGCACAUUGUUGUCUGUGGUCACAUCACUUUGGAAAGCGUGUCCAAUUUCUUGAAGGACUUCCUUCACAAGGACAGGGAUGAUGUCAACGUAGAAAUUGUCUUUCUGCAUAAUAUCUCCCCUAACCUUGAGUUGGAAGCUCUUUUUAAACGACACUUUACUCAGGUGGAAUUUUUUCAAGGCUCCGUUCUUAAUCCGCACGACUUGGCUAGAGUAAAGAUAGAGUCAGCAGAUGCUUGCCUGAUCCUUGCCAACAAAUACUGCGCGGAUCCAGAUGCCGAAGAUGCUUCUAAUAUUAUGAGAGUAAUUUCUAUAAAGAACUACCACCCCAAAAUAAGAAUAAUCACUCAGAUGCUGCAGUAUCACAAUAAGGCCCAUCUGCUAAAUAUUCCAAGCUGGAAUUGGAAAGAAGGGGAUGAUGCCAUAUGCCUUGCAGAGCUAAAGCUGGGGUUUAUUGCCCAAAGCUGUCUGGCACCAGGCCUAUCGACUAUGUUGGCAAAUCUCUUCUCCAUGAGAUCAUUUAUAAAGAUUGAAGAGGACACUUGGCAGAAGUACUACCUGGAAGGAGUAUCUAAUGAAAUGUACACAGAAUACCUUUCCAGUGCUUUUGUUGGUCUGUCGUUCCCUGCUGUUUGUGAGCUGGUCUUUGCGAAGCUAAAACUCUUAAUGAUAGCCAUAGAAUACAAGUCGGUGGAACGGGAAAGCAGAAGCCGAAAACGCAUAUUAAUCAAUCCUGGGAACCACGUGAAAAUUCUAGAAGGUACGCUAGGAUUCUUCAUUGCAAGUGAUGCCAAAGAAGUGAAAAGGGCCUACUUUUAUUGCAAGGCGUGUCACGAUGACAUCACCGAUCCCAAAAGGAUAAAAAAAUGUGGCUGUAAACGAUUGAUCUAUUUUGAAGACGAGCAACUGACGACUCUUUCGCCCAAGAAGAAGCAAAGGAACGGAGGGAUGAGAAAUUCGCCCAACUGUUCGCCCAAACUGAUGAGGUGAGGUCCAAAGCCGCUCGUAUCUUUAUCUCUUCUCUUCAAGACAAUAAUUUCGCCUCCUUCACUUCCCCCCUCCCCAAAAAAAAAAUUCAUAAGAAAAAAACAAAACACAACCAAAAUCGUGGCAGGGUGUUAGGGAAAAGUAAAAGAUUGUUAGAUGGUUUCUGAAAACGCCGGAGUAUUUAUUCUGUCAGCUUGUCAGCAGUUAAUGAUAGAGCUCGGGGGGGAAAGAGAAAAAAAAAAUCUGUCAUGAAAAACAAUUUGAAAACCUGUUUGAAAAAUACAUAGGCUUUAAAGUCUUAGCUGUCACUCAGCUUGUCCGUGUGUAGUUCUAAAACAGCAAUGGCACUAAUGAUAGCGCUAACCAAUCCGAGAAACCCAUGGGUUAAGUUUGCCUCAGGCGAUUUUCUUUCUUUCUGGAAAUCCCUCCAAGUGCUGUUUUCUGUACUUAAAACCGUGCGUGAGACGUAUCACCGCAAUCAGAAAUGAACCUGAAUAUUACCUUCCCUUUUGAUCCUGUCGACUGAAAUCAAAUUUCCUCUAAUUGAUUUGGAAAAA